Messenger RNA from Cotesia glomerata, 4162 nucleotides. RefSeq names its product myosin heavy chain 95F (gene jar). The coding region runs from base 147 to 3887 and encodes 1246 amino acids. The record is from RefSeq and is a predicted model, not a curated record. Gene Ontology annotation, biological process: vesicle transport along actin filament; endocytosis; actin filament organization. Gene Ontology annotation, cellular component: cytoplasm; endocytic vesicle; myosin complex. The transcript has 14 exons. Gene Ontology annotation, molecular function: actin filament binding; ATP binding; microfilament motor activity. NCBI's taxonomy places the organism in Eukaryota, Metazoa, Arthropoda, Insecta, Hymenoptera, Braconidae.
CAGGUACGACGAGCUACGAGUUAAACCGAGAUCAAACGAGCAGAAAGAUCUAAGCGGCAGUUGAGCGCGGAACCUCGUGCUGUAGGUGUCGUGUGUUUAUCAGUGAUUACUAAGGAAACAAUACAAAAAACUCUUAAGUAAUUACAAUGGAUAACCAACAAGUAUGGGUCCGGGACCAGAAAGAAGGUUUCAUAAUCGGUAAAUUCACGGACAUGGUAGACGGUGACGCAUUAAUUGUUCCUCUUGAUCCGAAAUAUCCUCAACGCACGUGCCCACUCGACGAGGUAUAUCCAGCUGGAGAAUACACCAAAGACGUCGAAGACAAUUGUGCCCUGAUGUACCUGAAUGAGGCGACUCUCCUCAAUAACAUACGCACUCGCUACUUCAAGGACAAAAUAUACAGUUACGUAGCUAAUAUCCUUAUUGCCGUUAAUCCGUACUGUCCAGUUAAAGACCUGUACUCACGACAAACCAUAAAAGCUUAUCAAGGAAAAUCGCUGGGUGAAACACCUCCUCAUGUUUUUGCUAUCGCUGACAAGUCUUUUCGAGACAUGAAAGUGCUGAAACAAUCUCAAAGUAUUAUUGUGUCUGGUGAGUCAGGCGCAGGAAAAACAGAAUCAACUAAAUAUUUAUUGCGUUACCUUUGCGAUUUAUGGGGCUCAACUGCGGGUCCGAUUGAACAAAAAAUCCUCGAUGCAAACCCAGUACUAGAAGCGUUUGGUAACGCAAAAACAAAAAGAAACAACAACAGCUCUCGAUUUGGCAAAUUUAUGGAAGUUCAUUUUGACAACAAGUGUCAAGUAGUAGGUGGUUUUAUAUCCCACUAUCUCUUGGAAAAGUCCCGUAUAUGUUUGCAGAGCCCAGACGAGCGAAAUUAUCAUAUAUUUUACAUGAUGUGCGCGGGCGCUCCAGCAGAAUUGCGUUCAAAACUGGGCAUUACCAAACCCGACGACUUUCACUACCUAAAAAACGGAUGCAGUCAGUACUUUUGUAACGAAAAGUCCGAGAAGAAGCUCAAUGAAGCCCAAAAAUCACGGAACCACCUGGAGAAGGGAGGUCUUUCCGACCCAAUUCUCGAUGACGUCGACGGUUUUAGUACCGUUGAUCAGGCUUUCACUCGUCUCGGGCUCACUGAAGUCGAACGAAUGGAGAUCUACACGAUGGUAGCAGCUGUUCUCCACCUCGGCAACAUAGUCUUCGAGGACAAUCCCGAAGACACGCGUGGCGGCUGUAGAAUCGCCGGUAGCACCGCUAAGUCCGUCACAAUGUCCGCUAAGCUUCUAGGCGUCGACCCAGAAGAGCUCAAAGAAGCGCUGGUAUCAAAAGUAAUGCAAACAAGCCGCGGAGGAUACAAAGGAACUGUUAUCAUGGUUCCCUUGAAGAUAUACGAGGCAAACAAUGCCCGAGAUGCCCUCGCAAAAGCUAUCUACAGCAAAUUGUUCGACCACAUUGUCAUGCGCAUUAACAAGAGUAUUCCUUUCAAAGCUUCCAGCUACUAUAUUGGAGUUCUCGAUAUCGCUGGCUUUGAGUACUUCAAAGUCAACAGCUUCGAGCAGUUUUGCAUAAAUUACUGCAAUGAAAAACUCCAGCAGUUUUUUAACGAGCGAAUUCUUAAAUUUGAGCAAGAGUUGUACGCAAAAGAGUCGCUAAACAUCCCUAAAAUUUCUUACGUCGAUAAUCAAGACUGCAUUGACCUUAUCGAGGCUAAAAUGAACGGAAUAUUCAGUCUUUUAGACGAGGAAUCUAAAUUACCCACUCAGAGCUUCGCGCAUUUUACCAGUGAAGUUCAUCGCACCUGGAACGGUCACUUUAGAAUCACAUUGCCGCGAACUUCAAAGCUUAAAGCUCACCGCGAGCUAAGGGACGAUGAGGGCUUUGUUAUUCGACAUUUUGCUGGUGGCGUUUGCUACCAGACUAAUCAGUUUAUUGAGAAAAAUAACGACGCUUUGCACGCUUCGCUCGAAGGGUUGAUUCAGGAAAGCGGUAAUAAUUUUUUGCGCACCCAGUUCGCGAAUCACUCCGCGAGUCAAAAAGGCAAACUUACUUUUAUUAGUGUGGGUAGCAAGUUUAAAACACAGCUUGGUGAGCUUAUGGAUAAAUUAAAGAGUAAUGGAACUAAUUUCGUUCGCUGUAUUAAGCCUAAUAACGAGAUGGUCGAUCAUAGCUUUGAUGGCAGCAGUAUUCUCGGUCAAUUACGCUGUUCUGGUAUGACUUCAGUGCUUGAACUAAUGGAACACGGUUAUCCGAGUCGCGUUCCCUUUCAGGAGCUCUACAAUAUGUAUAAAUCGUAUCUUCCACCGGAGCUUGCUAAACUUGAGCCGAGAUUCUUUUGUGAGGCUCUCCUUCAGAGUUUGAAGCUUAAUAAUAAAGAUUUUAAGUUUGGUAUUACUAGGGUGUUUUUUAAGCCCGGAAAGUUUGCUGAGUUUGAUAGAAUCAUGAAGUCAGACCCGGAAAAUUUGAAGAAACUUGUUGCUGAAGUGAAAAAAUGGCUGCUUAAAUCGAGGUGGAAUAAAAUUCAGUUUUGUGCGCUCUCGGUUAUUAAGCUGAAAAAUAAGAUUAUUUAUCGGAGAAAUCAUCUUAUCGUGAUACAAAAAAAUGCUAGAAUGUUUAUUGCUAUGAAACAACACCAGCCGCGUAUCAAGGGGAUUAUGAAAAUAAAAAAUUUGAAAAGUCAAUUGAUAGAGAUGCAGGAGAUUGCUAAUCAAUUAAAAAGCGCUAGAGAUAAGAGUAUUGAAGAUAUUAAAAAUUUGCAGUUGGAAAUUGAUGUUGCAUUGAAGAAGAUUAAGAUGGAGCAAAAUAUAAAAAGUACGGAAAUAGAAAACCUGUAUACAAAAUUGAGGAUCGCUGUUAACAAUGAAAUGACCAACCUACAAGAUAAAGUACAGCAGCAAAAAGUAGAGGAACAGAAAUUACGUAAACUUCAAGCUGAGAUGGAGAUAGAGAGGAAAAAAAAGGCCGAGGAGUUAGCUAAGAAAAAAGAGGAGGAGGAGAAUAAAAAGAAGAAGAUGGACAUUGAAGCGAGAAGAAAAGCCGAAGAAGAACAAAGAAAGAGACUUGAAGAGGAAGAUCAAAAAGCAGCACUGAGUCUUCAGGCUCAAUUGGAGAAAGAAGCUAUGGAGGAGAGCCAUUAUCGGGAGCUCCUGGAACAGGAGCGACGAGACCAUGACUUGGCUGUGCGGCUGGCCCAGGAGUCUAAUGGACAAGUCGAGGACUCGCCUCCGCCUAUCAGGAAUGGCUCAGACGUGCGGGUAACUACGACAAACAACAACAGGCUCAACAGGUCGGAGCAAGUGAGAAAUCAUCAAGCGAUGAUGGCCAAUAAAAAGUACGAUCUGUCAAAAUGGAAGUACUCGGAAUUGCGUGACGCUAUCAAUACUUCUUGUGACAUUGAAUUACUCGAGGCGUGUCGUCACGAAUUUCAUCGUAGAUUGAAAGUGUACCACGCUUGGAAGGCGAGAAAUCGCAGACGUACUACAAUGGAUGAAAAUGAACGUGCUCCGAAGUCAAUUAUGGAAGCAGCUGCUAGAUCCUCACGUAAUCCACUGAAGCAUCAGAUAACAGAAACGUCACAACGUUACUUCCGUAUUCCAUUCGUGCGUCCCAACGCUGCAGGACAAACGGAAAAUCCUAACGCUGGAAGUAAGCGUGGGUGGUGGUACGCUCACUUUGAUGGACAGUACGUAGCAAGACAGAUGGAAUUACAUCCAGAUAAGCCUCCAAUUUUAUUGGUAGCAGGAGUUGACGAUAUGCAAAUGUGUGAAUUAAGCUUAGAAGAGACUGGUCUGACGAGAAAACGAGGCGCUGAAAUUCUUGAGCACGAAUUUAACCGCGAAUGGGAGCGACACGGUGGUAAACCUUACAUAAUUCCCGGUGAACGUAAGAAAUGAGUUAGGUAGAAAUUAUUAUCACGGUUUAUCGGUUUAAUAUAUAUAUAAAUAAAUAUAUACAUAUAUUUAAUAACAAUAGGUAUAUAAUAUCUUACUGUACACUUGAAACUUGGAAAUUUGUUCGUAUGAACAUAAUCUUAUUCAUUUAUACCUUUACUGUUUUUGCUUCAUCUUUAUCUUAUAUUUUUUGUUAUUAGAAUGACAAUUUAUACUGUCAAUUAUUUGCAACAAGGUUGUAUGUUCAUAUGAUAGAUUAAAAAUUUCAUGAAAAUUUA